CGCCAAUUCGUACAACACGAUUCGGUGUCGCUCAUAAUUCUCUAUUUGCUGUGGUUGAGAAGGAAGCAGAAAUCAGUACAUUUCGAUUUUAUUUAAUUUCAUAUGAUAUAUUGUUUUGUUUUUUUUUGUUUUUUUUUAAUUCACAUUGAAGUUAAAAUAAAAAAAAAGACGUUAGUAAGAGACUGACGAACAGCAACGCAGGCGCAGUCACUCGACAGAGCGAGAACUGGAGGCAAGAGGCCAACCACAAUCCUAAGCUACUGAUCUGAAGCUGAGCCCCACACUUGGAGAUGGCGGACACACAGCGCCUGGCAUACUCCAUCAUCCAGUUUCUACAUGACCAGCUGAACUCUGGGGGGCUGUCCUCAGACGCACAGGAGAGCUUAGAAGUUGCAGUCCAGUGCCUAGAAACAGCUUUCGGGGUUUCUAUUGACGACUCGAAUCUCGCGGUCUCAGAGACACUCCCAGAGCUCUUUGCAGCAGCCACACUCAAGCAGGCUCCUCGGGUAACAGUUAGUGCCAUGCUAGACUCCCCAACGGAGGAAGAGGCAGCUGAAGCAGAGAGAUUCAAAACAGAAGGCAAUGAACAAAUGAAGGUAGAGAAUUUUGGACAAGCGGUGGAUUUCUAUUCAAAAGCUAUUGAGUUAAACCCAUGCAAUGCAGUAUAUUUCUGCAACAGGGCUGCCGCUUACAGUAAGCUGGGGAACUAUGCUGGAGCAGUGCAGGACUGCGAGCGAGCCAUCAGCAUCGACCCGAACUACAGUAAAGCAUUCGGCAGAAUGGGGUUGGCCCUGGCUAGUUUAAAUAAGCACACAGAAGCAGUGAAUUACUACAAGAAAGCCUUGGAGCUUGACCCAGACAACAACACGUACAAAUCCAACCUGAAAAUAGCCGAGCAGAAAAUGAGGGAGCUUCCCAGUCCAACAGGCGGUGUGGGUGGAGUUGACCUGGCUGGAUUGCUUAGCAACCCUGGCUUCAUGAACAUGGCAUCAUCUCUGAUGACCAACCCACAAGUACAACAACUAAUGUCUGGGAUGAUGUCGGGAUCGUACGGGCCAGUGGGAGCGACUGGUGCAGGAGCCGGGGCAGGACAGGGAGUUGGAGUCGGAGUUGGAAGAGGAGGAGCAGGUCCAGUAGGUACAGGGCCGAACGACCUAUCUGGCCUUAUCCAAGCGGGACAGCAGUUUGCUCAGCAGAUGCAGCAGGAGAACCCUGAUCUGAUUGAACAGCUGAGAAUUCAUAUCCGGAGUCGGCUGCCUAGCACCAGCAAUGAGGAGCAGCCCUGACAGGCAGCCGAGUCAGUGCUCACUUUAACCUUAAGUAGAGUUGGAGUUUUGUUGAAUGUGACCUGAAGCCCAACUGUUGUUUUUUGUUGGAAACUCCAGGCUUCAAAAAAAUAAAUAAAAAGACCACCCCCCAAAAGGACAUGCAUGUUGGGCCCCAAUUAUCUUCUUUUUAUUAACCCCUGCUAAUCAAGCUACUGAGCCACAGGCAUGUAAAUAAAGGCAAGCCUAUUUGUUGACUUUUUAAUAAGAUUAGCUCAGAACUCUUUUGGAUUCACCUUUUGGGUUUAUAUUUUUGUUACGGAAAUGCAUCAAGUCAGUGUACUUUCUAACAAUUGUUGUACGUUAUUAUAAACCAACCAGUGUGUUUCCUGUUGUAAUUCAUGAUUCCCUUUAAAACAAAACAAAAAAAGGGUCAUUCUGUAAACUGCCACAGACUUGAAAUCUCAAGCUGUUGUCUUUUGCCAAGUUUAAAUAACAUGUAUUUAUACUUAAAUAAACAUAAAUAGAUAUGUGCAUAUCUUGUAUACUUUUGAAGUGAACCAGAGGAACUCAUGUUGUAAUUGUAGCCAUCCUGUCUCAAGAUAUUUGGUCUUUGUUCUGUUUUAGCUGUAAAGAAGAGACUUCGGACAACUAUUAUGAUCUGCGGUGUAUUUUAUCACCAGCACCCUGCAGCUAUUGAGGUUAUAAAACCAGACCCUGUGUGCAAUGAGAUCUCGGGGUUGAGAUAAAGGCUGCUUUUUCUCUUUCCCAAACCAUGUGGCGAUUGAACAUUUGCGCUGUUCCACUGAUUGUCCUGUCCUCCCACUCAGGCAGGUACAUCGUUACAAGCCAGGGGUUACAAAAGAUUUUCUGGCUCCUCAGUUUUGCACGUAAUUCCUCAUUGGAGGUUUCAAAUAAAAACACAGCUGACUGAACCGCACACUUCCCAUUGUGCAGUGGUUUGGAAUCCCAGUGUGGGGAAGGGUUCUCUUACACUGUCGCCUCACUGCAGCGGUGCAGAUUCUACGCAGGUUUUUGUUCCAGUCAGCUCCUAAACCCUCAGCAGGUUCAAUUAACUACUUUGGGACCUGCUUGGAGUAAAGACCUGGACUGGAUCUGAAGGACCAGAUUGUGCAUCACUGCCACACUUGGACAGACUAUCUAGAUUUUGUACAGUGUAAAGUCACUUUAACAGAGUUGCCAUACGAUGGGCACCACAUUUUCACAACUUCCAGCGUGGUUUCCGUUGGUCAUCAUUGUAAAUUAGGAAUGUGCAGUUCCCUCUAUGGCAGGGGUCUCCAACCCUGGUCCUGGAGAGCAACUGGGGCUUCUGGUUUUUGUUUCAAUCAAGUUUUAAUCAUGGAGCACUUCCUGUGGCAACCAAUCAGUGCUGUUUGAUUUAAGACCUUUAGUCCACCAUUGCUGUUUACUUCCCAAGUGAUUUUAUAGCCACACUGUAAACAUCACAGGCAGAGGUGACUCAGUGCUCCCAGUCUGCAGUUUCUUCUGCCAUGCCUGAUUCACUGCUUUUUUUUUAUUUAUUUGCAGUUCUGGGACAACCCUCUAAAUGUCUUAUCUUAAGGGGCCACUGAAAAACUGCUUCUAGUAGGCCUGAAAAAAAAAAAACUAUUUUUUUUUCUUUGCUGCUAAUGUUCUUGUGGGUUGGGACUGUACCUUUUUUAAUGCAAAAUUGAUCAAUAAAAACCCAUACCUCAAA
Messenger RNA from Polyodon spathula (Mississippi paddlefish), 2982 nucleotides. RefSeq names its product small glutamine-rich tetratricopeptide repeat-containing protein alpha-like. The coding region runs from base 291 to 1286 and encodes 331 amino acids. Gene Ontology annotation, biological process: post-translational protein targeting to endoplasmic reticulum membrane. Gene Ontology annotation, cellular component: membrane; TRC complex. Gene Ontology annotation, molecular function: protein binding; molecular adaptor activity. The record is from RefSeq and is a predicted model, not a curated record. The transcript has 12 exons. NCBI's taxonomy places the organism in Eukaryota, Metazoa, Chordata, Actinopteri, Acipenseriformes, Polyodontidae.